AUGACGAAUAUAAAGCAUGGUCACAAAAUACAUCAUCAUUCUAGUUCCAAUUCUUCCACUACAUCAACAAAAAACAAUUCACCCAAAUUAACCGAAUCAAAGACUACAUCACCAAGACCAGAACCAACAAUUAUCAAAAGAAGAAAUUCAUCAUUUGCUAAUUCAUCAUCUCCAUGGUUUAGAAGAAAUUCAUUUUUAUCACCUACAAUGAUUCAAAAUGAAAAUUUUAAUGUUUAUGAAUCAAAUAAUAAUUUUUAUAAUCCUAACUACAACAAUAAUAAUGGUAAUGGUUUUAGUCAUAAUUAUUCAAUUAUAUCAUUAAGAGAAUGUCAAGGUUUUUUAUUUAAUCAAGAUUUAUUUGCUAGUCCUUAUCAACAAGUUAGAUCACAAGCUAAUGAAAGAAGAAUAUCAUCCACAUCAGCCACAAUUAAUAAUAACACAACUAAAAAUAAAACUAAAACUAGAAGACAUACUAGUUAUCAUUCACCAAGACCAACAUUUACAAAUAAAGAUGAACCUAGUAAAAACAAAAACAACAAUACAGCUAUAGAUGAUGAUGAAGACGAUGAUGAAAUGCAUGAUGCAUAUGAAAAUGCAUUUGAAGAAGAUGAUGAAGAUAUGGAAGAAAUGGAUGAUGAGGAUGAUGAAGAAGAAGAAGAAGAAGAUGAAGAUUAUAGUGAAAUGCAUGGGUAUGGUGGUGAUUAUAAUAAUAGGCGAUAUAAAGUCAAAGUUACUGAUAUUUAUAUUGAUGAAAAUGAAAUAGAUAUUUUUCCAACGUGA
Messenger RNA from Lodderomyces pseudojiufengensis, 780 nucleotides. RefSeq lists its product as uncharacterized. The record is from RefSeq and is a predicted model, not a curated record. Lineage: Eukaryota; Fungi; Ascomycota; Pichiomycetes; Serinales; Debaryomycetaceae. The transcript has a single exon. Bases 1 to 780 code for a protein of 259 amino acids.